Molecule: messenger RNA, 1710 nt
Organism: Xenopus laevis (African clawed frog)
Lineage: Eukaryota; Metazoa; Chordata; Amphibia; Anura; Pipidae
Product: provisional ortholog of core 1 synthase, glycoprotein-N-acetylgalactosamine 3-beta-galactosyltransferase 1 L homeolog
Exons: 4
Coding region: 417-1499 (360 amino acids)
Cellular component (GO): membrane
Molecular function (GO): glycosyltransferase activity; N-acetylgalactosaminide beta-1,3-galactosyltransferase activity
Source: RefSeq, a predicted model, not a curated record
AAACAUCUUUAAUUGGCAGGAAUUCAUUUUUUUUGUGUGAUUACUCACUGAACUUUAUCACACAUAAUGAUUUUGUCACUCAAUGAAGCCCAGCCAUCAAACAUUCAAGAAAGCCGCUACUUCAUCAUCAUCAUCAUCAUCAUCAUUUAUUUAUAUAUCCCUGUCAAGAUACGCAUUGCUUUAUUCCAAUUAUAAUGCAGGGCACCACACUAAUUAUUGGCAAUAUCAGGAGGGAACUAAGGUUCCCAGAUUUAAAUGUGGCUGAUUAUUAAUAUACUCUUGGAGAGUUGAGCAUUUUGGAACUAUACUCAGAUCAAUAGGCUGCUGACUUGUUUAACCUCAUACUGACUAAAGCUGUAGCUGUGUGAUCAUUAUGUGUCCCUUCUGGCUCUGUUCCUAGUGCAAGUGAAUGAGCAAUGUCAAUUAUAUGUGCCAAGGUGGCAUGGCUGCCAUUGACUUUGGGAACUGCUAUGGGCUUCCUCAUGACUUUCUACUUGGCUCGAACACUUUUGGAGAGAAAUUCACAGCCUCCGUUAGCUCUCCGUUCAUGGAACAACAUGGAACUACUUCCAGAGGUUGGAAUGUCCCAUUUUCAUCUGCCAGAAGAUAAUAGUGUGAGUGAGGAACUCUCCAAAAAGGUCAGAGUGCUUUGUUGGAUCAUGACUGGACCGACAAACCUAAAGACCAAAGCUAUUCAUGUGAAGAAUUCCUGGACCCGUCACUGCAAUGUAGCGCUAUUCAUGAGCUCCAUCACCGAUGAAGACUUCCCCGCCAUUGGUCUGGGAACUGGGGAAGGCAGAGACAAACUUUACUGGAAAACAAUUCGUGCCUUCCAUUACGCCCAUAAGUACUACCUGAAUGAGACAGAAUGGUUCUUCAAGGCAGAUGAUGAUACAUAUGUAAUAAUGGACAAUUUACGAUGGAUGCUUUCGAACUAUACCGCUGACCAGCCUAUUUACUUUGGGAAGCGCUUCAAACCAUAUAUCAAGCAGGGCUACAUGAGUGGAGGAGCUGGAUAUGUUCUUAGCAGGGAAGCCCUUAUACGCUUUGUGGAAGGUUUCCGUACUGGUGUCUGCAAGCACACAACCUCAACAGAAGAUGUGGCUAUUGGCAACUGCAUGCAGCUAAUGGGGGUCAUAGCUGGGGACUCUAGGGACACUGAGAAAAGAGAAACCUUCCACCCUUUCCCCCCUGAACACCACCUCACUAUGAAGUUUAGUGAGUCUAAGUCAUUUUGGUAUUGGAGCUACUGUGUCUAUCCUAUUGUGGAGGGCCCCCAGUGCUGCUCAGAUCUGGCCAUUUCCUUUCAUUACAUUAGUCCAGAAGACAUGUACACUUUGGAAUAUUUUAUAUACCAUCUCCGGGCACAUGGAUACCAGUAUCGUUACCAGCCGCCGUUAUCAGACAAUGCAGACAACCUCCCUGUUUACAUAGAAAAUGAAACUGUAAAACCUAAUAGGACCAUAUCUGACUUCUUAGAACCACCAAUGGAGUCAUAAAGCAUCAUGGGACUUUGGACCAUCUAUUGUGUCUUAGCAUGAUAUAGACUGGGACACCCUGCUAUUUAUCAUGACUUUUUAUGGUUUAUUAUCGUUUUGUUUUUCCCCUGGUUUGGAAUUAUAUUAUUUCAUUUUUAAAAUGGCAUACACUUAGGGGCAGAUUAAUCGAGGGUCGAAGUGAAAAUUUCAAUUAAAAAAAUUCGAAUUUCAA